AUGUCAAAAAGAAAUAAAAUUUCGUAUAUCAAACCACGAGAACCAUCAUUUUUGACGAAAUUAAAACAAGAAGCCAACUAUAAGGAAGGACCUUCAGUUGAUACAAAAAAAAUUGAACUUCCAAGUUAUGAAGAUGACGAAUCAUAUGAUGAUGACAACCCUACUGUGGUUGUAUUAACUGAAGGUGAUUUAACUUCCGAAGAAGCAUCCAAGGAGACAUUAGCCAAAGAAAAAGAAGAAAACAGUAAACCAGCAGAUUUAUCUAAGCGUAUAAUCUUCAAACGCCCAGCUAAAACUACACCACAAUCUGAAGAAAAGCAUAGAGUGAACAAAAAGAAAAAACGAACAGAAAAAUUAGUUCUAUCUUUUGAUGAUGAAGAAGAGUAUUCUUAA
Macrosiphum euphorbiae (potato aphid) is the source of this 393-nucleotide messenger RNA. The record is from the annotation of a GenBank genome assembly. NCBI's taxonomy places the organism in Eukaryota, Metazoa, Arthropoda, Insecta, Hemiptera, Aphididae.